Messenger RNA from Lynx canadensis (Canada lynx), 2667 nucleotides. It is a transcript of the gene MAPK10, whose product is annotated as mitogen-activated protein kinase 10. The record is from RefSeq and is a predicted model, not a curated record. The coding region runs from base 523 to 1917 and encodes 464 amino acids. Gene Ontology annotation, cellular component: cytoplasm; nucleus. The transcript is spliced from 14 exons. Gene Ontology annotation, biological process: JNK cascade; protein phosphorylation. Lineage: Eukaryota; Metazoa; Chordata; Mammalia; Carnivora; Felidae. Gene Ontology annotation, molecular function: JUN kinase activity; ATP binding.
AUCGCGCUGCACAAUGGUUUCCAGGCAGUGAAAGAGGGUGAUUCAGCAAGCCACUCUUCUUUUUUUUUUUUUUUUUCAAAAAACCUCCCCUUCUUCUUCUUCUUCUUUUUUUUUUUUAUGGGGGUGGGUGGUGCUUGUUAUAUGCUUACCUUUUUCUUUUCUUUUUUCAUUUUUACAAUUUUCCUUUUUUCUCCUCACCCUUCAAUACCUAGGGGCUUGAGUGAGUUUAAGAUUGGGUUUUCUUGGAAAUCACCUGUCCAUCACUAAUUUUAAACAAUUUCCCCACCUCCAAAGAAUCUAUUCCUUAUUACAAUUUGGAAUGUGGUUAAUGAAAAACAAGUAGGGAGGAUUUCUGGGGCAAACACUGCUGGAUCAGGAUCGUAGUUCUCAAGCACGGAAUGGCUAGCGUGAGGAACACCAAAGGCAGGACCAUCUCAGAUCUUCAUUAUGGCAACUCAUGCAAGAAGCUGUUGAAUUAGAACCAUUUCCUAUAGAUGAGAAACCAUACAAGCAGUGGUAUUUAUGAGCCUCCAUUUAUUGUACUACUGCAGUGAACCAACCUUGGAUGUGAAAAUUGCCUUUUGUCAGGGAUUCGAUAAACAAGUGGAUGUGUCAUAUAUUGCCAAACAUUACAACAUGAGCAAAAGCAAAGUUGACAACCAAUUCUACAGUGUGGAAGUGGGAGAUUCAACCUUCACAGUUCUCAAGCGCUACCAGAAUUUAAAGCCUAUCGGCUCUGGGGCUCAGGGAAUAGUUUGUGCUGCGUAUGAUGCCGUUCUUGACAGAAAUGUGGCCAUUAAGAAGCUCAGCAGACCCUUUCAGAACCAAACGCAUGCCAAGAGAGCUUACCGGGAGCUAGUCCUCAUGAAGUGUGUGAACCAUAAAAACAUUAUUAGUUUAUUAAAUGUCUUCACACCCCAGAAAACACUGGAGGAGUUCCAGGAUGUUUACUUAGUAAUGGAACUGAUGGAUGCCAACUUGUGUCAGGUGAUUCAGAUGGAAUUAGACCAUGAGCGAAUGUCUUACCUGCUAUACCAAAUGUUGUGUGGCAUCAAGCACCUCCACUCUGCUGGAAUUAUUCACAGGGAUUUAAAACCAAGUAACAUUGUAGUCAAGUCUGAUUGUACAUUGAAAAUCCUCGACUUUGGACUCGCCAGAACGGCAGGCACAAGUUUCAUGAUGACUCCUUAUGUGGUUACCCGUUAUUAUAGAGCCCCUGAGGUUAUUCUGGGAAUGGGCUACAAGGAGAACGUGGAUAUAUGGUCUGUGGGAUGCAUUAUGGGAGAAAUGGUUCGCCACAAAAUCCUCUUUCCAGGAAGGGACUAUAUUGACCAGUGGAACAAGGUGAUUGAGCAACUAGGAACACCAUGCCCAGAAUUCAUGAAGAAAUUGCAACCCACAGUAAGAAACUAUGUGGAGAAUCGGCCCAAGUAUGCAGGACUCACCUUCCCCAAGCUCUUUCCAGAUUCCCUCUUCCCAGCGGACUCUGAGCACAAUAAACUCAAAGCCAGCCAAGCCAGGGACUUAUUGUCAAAGAUGCUAGUGAUUGAUCCAGCAAAAAGGAUAUCUGUGGAUGACGCCUUACAACACCCUUACAUCAAUGUCUGGUACGACCCUGCCGAAGUGGAGGCGCCUCCACCUCAGAUAUAUGACAAACAGUUGGACGAAAGAGAACACACCAUUGAAGAAUGGAAAGAACUUAUCUACAAGGAGGUAAUGAAUUCGGAAGAAAAGACUAAAAAUGGUGUUGUAAAAGGACAACCUUCUCCUUCAGGUGCAGCAGUGAACAGCAGUGAGAGUCUCCCUCCAUCUUCGUCUGUCAAUGACAUCUCCUCCAUGUCCACCGACCAGACCCUGGCAUCUGACACUGACAGCAGCCUGGAAGCCUCAGCAGGACCCCUGGGUUGUUGCAGGUGACUAGCCGCCUGCCUGCGAAACCCAGCAUUCUUCAGGAGAUGAUGCGAUGGAACACACACACACGCAGACACUCACGCGCACACACAAACACAGACACGCAUAAGAAAAUGGCAAGGGAGAGAAUCCAAGCCUAAAAUUGAAACAAAUCUUUCAGCCUGCUUCUUCUCCAGAGUUCUGUAUUGCAGCUAAGCUAAAUGUAUAUUUAACUUCUAGUUGCUCUUGCUUUGGUCUUCCUCCAAUGAUGCUUACUACAGAAAGCAACUCAAAUACAAUUAGAAAAGCCUUUUCCAUAAAGUGUAAUUUUAAUGGCUGCAAAACCAGCAACCUGUAACUGCCCUUUCAAAUGGCAUGACAAGGUGUGCAGUGGCCCCAUCCAGCAUGUGUGUGUCUCUAUCUUGCAUCUACCUGCUCCUUUUGGCCUAGUCAGAUGGAUGUAGAUACAGAUCCGCAUGUGUCUGUAUUCAUACAGCACUACUUACUUAGAGACGCUACUGUCAGUGUCCUCAGGGCUCUACCAAGACAUCAUGCACUGGGGUACCACAUGGUCCAUUUCAUGUGAUCUAUUACUCUGACAUAAACCCAUCUGUAAUAUAUUGCCAGUAUAUAAGCUAUUUAGUUUGUUAAUUGAUUAAGCUGUAUGUCUUAUAAGAAAACAUGUAAAGGGGGAAAAUAUGGGGGGAGUGAGCUCUCUCGGACCCUUGAAGAUGUAGCUUCCAAAUUUGAACUGAUUAAAUGGCACCUGUAUACCAA